This is a messenger RNA of Sordaria macrospora k-hell, 621 nucleotides long. RefSeq lists its product as uncharacterized. Lineage: Eukaryota; Fungi; Ascomycota; Sordariomycetes; Sordariales; Sordariaceae. The record is from RefSeq and is a predicted model, not a curated record.
AUGCGGGACAACGCUAGCUCCGCGUAUCCUUGCGGAUGGCUUGUCAACGACAAGCCCUGCCCAAGAGGUAUGACUUGUGGCCAUGACCAUGAUUCAUCCCAGGUCGAAAACUGGAAGAAUGAUAUGGGAAAGAAGGACUGGAGGAAGGGAGAGAAGUGCGAGCACCUUUCGAGGGGCAAUUGCCUCUAUUACCAUCCCGCAUGGCACGUCCAACGCAAUCUCUCAUACAAUGAGACGACCGUCAAGCGGCAUGACUUGAUCCGAAAGGAUUUAAAGCUUUUGGAGUGGUUCAAGUUGCAGGACCUAGACAUGGGAGAGGAUGCACCUGUCGAGAUUAAAGAUGUGCGUGCCAUCUCCAGCUUCAACAAGAUUGGCAACAACCAGAUAGCGGUACCAGGUGUUCCUCCGCGCCUCCAUCCUUUGACCCAGCGGCUCAAUCUCAAGCUUGAUCAACUCAAUAAGUCCCUGACAGGGAACUACUCGACGUACACUCAUCACUUCGAGCCGCUCAUUCGAUCUAGCGAAGUGGCCGAUCCCAAAUAUGCCUUGAUCAAAGCAGACAUCGUCACCAACGCCAGUAACCUACGCAAGAUGUUUAUGCUCUUCCAAAUCAACAACUAG